AUGGCCUCCACGACGACGGAGAUCACAAAGUCCAACAUUGGCGUCUUCACAAACCCGAAACACGAUCUAUGGGUGGCCGAGGCGUCGCCCUCGUUGGAAGAGGUGCAACAAGGCAAAGAUCUGAAAGAAGGGGAAGUCUACAUUGGAGUCAAAUCGACCGGCAUCUGCGGCUCGGACGUCCACUUCUGGCACGCAGGAUGUAUAGGACCGAUGAUAGUGACGGGAGAUCACAUCCUAGGCCAUGAGUCCGCCGGUGUCGUUCUAGCCGCCCACCCGUCCGUGACAACGUUAAAGCCCGGCGACCGCGUGGCCAUCGAGCCCAAUAUUCCCUGUUUCAAAUGCGAACCCUGCUUGACGGGCCGUUACAACGGGUGCGAGAGCGUCGAGUUCCUCAGCACACCUCCAGUUGACGGCCUCUUGAGACGGUACGUGAAACAUCCCGCCAUGUGGUGCCACAAGAUUGGGGACAUGAGCUUCGAAGAUGGAAGUCUGCUGGAACCGCUGUCGGUUGCGUUGGCCGGUGUGGAGCGCGCAGGCGUUCGCCUUGGUGAUCCCGUGCUGAUAUGCGGUGCUGGCCCUAUUGGGCUGGUGACGCUGUUGUGCUGUCAAGCCGCCGGAGCCUGUCCGUUGCUGAUCACCGACAUUGACGCGGGCCGGCUGAAGUUUGCGCAGUCGUUGGUCCCGCGGGUCAAGACCUUUCAGGUGCCCAUGGGCAAGUCUGCGGAAGAAUGUGCCGACGGCAUCAUCCAGGCCAUGGGAGGGAUUCGUCCCCGCGUGGCCAUGGAGUGCACAGGGGUCGAGUCCAGCGUGGCCAGUGCAAUCUGGAGCGUCAAGUUCGGCGGCAAAGUGUUUGUGAUCGGGGUGGGCAAGAACGAGAUGAAGAUUCCCUUCAUGCGCCUCAGCACCAUGGAAAUCGAUCUGCAGUAUCAAUACCGCUACUGCAACACCUGGCCCAGAGCUAUUCGGCUGGUCCAGAGUGGCGUCAUCAAUAUGGACAGACUGGUCACGCAUCGCUUCAACCUUAGCCAGGCCGCCGAGGCCUUCAAGGCGGCCAGCGAUCCCAAGAGCGGAGCGAUCAAGGUGCAGAUUAAGAAUGAUGAUAGUCUUUAG
Capronia coronata CBS 617.96 is the source of this 1110-nucleotide messenger RNA. RefSeq names its product L-iditol 2-dehydrogenase. NCBI's taxonomy places the organism in Eukaryota, Fungi, Ascomycota, Eurotiomycetes, Chaetothyriales, Herpotrichiellaceae. The transcript has a single exon. Gene Ontology annotation, molecular function: L-iditol 2-dehydrogenase (NAD+) activity. The record is from RefSeq and is a predicted model, not a curated record. Gene Ontology annotation, biological process: D-sorbitol catabolic process. The coding region runs from base 1 to 1110 and encodes 369 amino acids.